Molecule: messenger RNA, 459 nt
Organism: Cucurbitaria berberidis CBS 394.84
Lineage: Eukaryota; Fungi; Ascomycota; Dothideomycetes; Pleosporales; Cucurbitariaceae
Exons: 3
Coding region: 1-459 (152 amino acids)
Source: RefSeq, a predicted model, not a curated record
AUGUCAGACUCAGAGAAACCGCAAACCCAGAGCCCGGCAACGGGGUGUGUUCCAACGUGGGACACUACCGAUCCUCUCCAACAGGAAGUCACCCGCAUACUAAAAAGCUUCAAGCUUGACAUCCUCGGCAUCUUGAAUCUUGGUAAAGAUGGUGUGUUGCGCUCUCUAACCGCGGAUCGCAAGGUGCUCUCUGCGGAGGCUAUGAGUCCACAACUUAUCACAGCCUUUCAUAGUCGCUUCCCUCAGGACUUCAGAGAACAGAUAGAAGUGGAAGGUAUUGACGGUAGGCAUACAGCAAAGGGAAGAUGGUACCAACCUGACGAAGGGAUCCUCCCUGAACCUCUGUCGCAAGAACGUAGUGAUGAAGUGAGGAAUAUGAGCGAGGAGAAGAAAGAUCGACUUAGGAAGCGUAUUGAAGAAGACGAGAGGUUAGUCGAUGCAAGCGGAGUAUUGAGAUGA